AUGGCAGCAAGGUUCCCGCAAAAUCGCCGGCAACGCACAAACUGCACGCCAGAGCAACUUGUAGUCUUGAGAGACUCAUUCCAGAAGAAUAGGUCACCAAAUUGGGAGACCAUACAGGAGCUCGCCUCCGUGCUGAACCUGGAGGAUAUCAUAGUGAAGACGUGGUUUAAAAACCAGCGUGUGAGAUGGAAGAAGCAGCAGCAACAGAGGCAGACAAGUCCCUCCCCAGGACCCUCCAACCCCAGCACCCAAGCGGAGGAGGAGGAAUUCAGCUUGCCAGUGACCCCAGCCAAUGCUGACUCACAGAGGUCUGAAAGCUUAUGUAACCAGGACUACAGGCCACUUGAGCCUUCGAGUGAUGGGCAGCCUGGAGGGGCUGGUGUCCCUGUGCUGAAUUCCUCCAGGGGGUCUCCACCUUGUGACAUCGAGCAGGCAUUCCUGGGGGCAUGGGAUCCUCCUUGGGCCAAACUUCCCUAUGACAUAGACCAAAUGAUAACACUGUAUCAUUUACCUGAAGAAGAGGAUCCCAGCCUAGAAGAGUACCUCUUCCCAGAGUGGUUUAGUUGA
Messenger RNA from Sciurus carolinensis (gray squirrel), 567 nucleotides. It is a transcript of the gene Leutx, whose product is annotated as leucine twenty homeobox. Bases 1 to 567 code for a protein of 188 amino acids. The record is from RefSeq and is a predicted model, not a curated record. Gene Ontology annotation, molecular function: RNA polymerase II cis-regulatory region sequence-specific DNA binding; DNA-binding transcription factor activity, RNA polymerase II-specific. Gene Ontology annotation, cellular component: nucleus. Gene Ontology annotation, biological process: regulation of transcription by RNA polymerase II. Lineage: Eukaryota; Metazoa; Chordata; Mammalia; Rodentia; Sciuridae. The transcript has a single exon.